AUGGGGAUCUUAAAAAGGAGCAGGAGGAAAUUAGCACGUGCUCUGCUCAUUGAUUUCUUUAAGAUGGAGAAAAAGAAAAUUCUAAUGAAAUCCAAGGUUGCUGCUUCUAACCUCCUGAGGGCCCUGCAUUCCCUGUACCAGUUCGGUCACCUCUGUGAUGUGACAGUUCACACACAACAUCUCGGAAUUCAGGAGGAGUUUCUGGUUCACAAAGCUGUCUUGGCAGCUUCUAGCAAUUAUUUCAAGGGCCUUUUCCUGCAUGAUGAGAUGCUGGACACCAAGAAUUGCACAGUGACUCUGCAAGACAUUUACACUGAAGAGUUCACCUCUUUCCUUGAGUUCGUUUACACUGCAGAAGUGGAAAUUGAAGCAGAAAAACUGCAACGGAUGAAAGAAAUAGCUGAAAGACUCGAAUGCAAGGAUUUGCUUGACAUUUGUGAAGAAGUAAAAGCAGAGGGCAGGAAGGGUUUAGAUUUGAGCCUCCAUCUGAAAGGUCAGCUGGGUGAAAAUGGUGGGCCACAGUGGACUUGCAUCCAGCAAGAGGAGAACCGCAAACUGAGUACCUCUUCCCAAGUUGUGGCGAUACCCAUGCAGAGGAAACUUUGGGAUAAGCAAAAACAUAAAAAGUUGCUGACUGGCUAUGAACUCAUUGAAGGCCAACCGGCAAACCUGGAGCAAGAGGACUCUGCUUUUCCAGACCCAAAAACCAGGACAGCAAAGCUACCAAAAUGUAACAAGACAGAUACCAGAAACAGAGUCAGCGUGGAUAUCGUUAGUCUGGAAAACGAGAAUACUCAUCCUCUCCUAAGUCAGACUGAGUCAAAGGAAGCCUGCAUAGUACUUGGGAACCCAUUGCCUGAGCAGUGGAAAGGUGAAAACAGUUUAAUUUCCAAAUUUGCCAGUAAAACAGAAUGUAGGAAAUCACCGCGGCACGCGGCAAAAGUCUUGCCGCAGAUUGCAUGCGAGAAGUGCAACGAAUCAUUCCGUGUUAUCAAGCAGUACCAGUCGCACAUGGAGCUCAAGCAUAACGUUAAUCUGGCUGUCAAGUACAGCUGUAAUACAUGUGAGCAGCUCUUUUCCACUCUCCAGAACCUCCGGCAACACCGCCUCACCGUUCAUAGCGAUGAGCGGGGCUUCUCCUGCCUGUUUUGUGACAAGAGGUUUAAGCGCCAGAAGGACAUAAACGACCAUAUCCGCAGGGUGCAUGAGAAGAAGCGGGAUCCCCAGGCCUGCCCGUACUGCGACAAGGUCAUCAGUUCCAAAUGCGGCCUGACAGUCCACAUACGCACGCACACAGGAGAGAAGCCUUAUAAAUGCGAACGCUGCCCCGCCAGCUUUGCUCAGAGAUCUGCUUACAAUACUCAUGUAAGGUACAGCAAUAUCCGUGUAAAAAUCCAUGAGUCUGGGCAAGAGAGGAAACUUAUGCCUGUCUAUUGGAUGGUAGUUCCGCCUGCACGUAGACCGAACGCAACAAGCUGUGACAAAGAUCCUGACAGAGAGACGUGGGAUGGGACAUCAGAAGCUGAACGACAAAAGUGUGCAAGGCACGAAGAGGUCACAAGCCCAAGAAGUGAAAAAAGGAGCGAGGAAGGGAAUGGAGAUGAAGGUGAAAUGAGUGUGAAGGGCGAGGAGGAGGUAGAUUACGAAGCAGGGUAUUCAGAAGUUGAAGACACUAGAGAUAAUGGGGAGGUCUGUACUGAGGAGGACGAUGAGGAUGAUGAAUACUCUAAUGAGAAGGAUGGUGAAGAACGUGAAUCAGAUGAAGAGUUUAAAAUAAAGAAGGUAAAUAGAAGUGGAGUGAAUAAGAAAUCUGCCUAUCUAAUAAGAUGCGAUAAGUGUAACGAGCAGUUUGUUUCCCGGAAAAAGUAUGUGGAUCAUUGCAGAGAUGUCCAUCAAUGCUUGCCUGGUAAAGUCUAUCAGUGUGACAUCUGCAGCAAGUCGUUUGCUAGUUACAACAGCUGGAAGGAGCAUCGCGCAUGUGUCCACACUGAAGAAAGGCAAUUUGCCUGCACCCUUUGCAAUGCUACUUUUAAAAGAAAGAGAGAUGUGAGGACGCAUUAUAUACGGAAGCACGAAGGCAGAGUCAAACGCCCUCUCUGCUCUGUCUGCGGGAAGAUCCUCAGCUCCCGAACAGCACUAGUCUUUCAUAUGCGGACUCAUACAGGAGAAAAACCUUACGAAUGUGGCAUUUGUCAUUCAAAAUUUGCUCAGCCGUCACAACUUAAGAUCCAUACCAGGUCCCAUACAGGGGAAAAGCCGUACAUUUGUGAGGACUGUGGGGCUUGCUUUGCUGAUAAAGGCAAACUCACUGGCCACAAAAGGACCCACACAGGAGAGCGUCUUUUUAAAUGCGAUGUGUGUGGAAAACAUUUUGCCACCAACGAAUACUUAAAAUGCCAUAAACGAUGCCACAUGGGUGCUAAGCCCUACAAGUGCGAGGUUUGUGGGAAGACGUUUGGACUGAGAGCUUCGCUAGCCCAGCACAGUAACGUCCACGCAGAGACCCGUCCAUAUUUCUGCGAGCAGUGCGGGAAAACCUUCACCCAACAGGGCGCUCUACGCCGCCACCAGCGCAUCCACACUGGGGAAAAGCCGUACAAGUGCAGAGCCUGCGAGAGAACCUUCACGGACAUGUCCACCUUACGCAGACACGUGUCGAUUCAUGACCGGAAUGCUCACUGGAGAAGUUUCUUAAUAGAUCUUACAACGAAAAAAGACCAUAAUUGGUCCAAAAUAGAGACAUUCUCCGAAGCCUGUACAGGUGAAGACUCUGCGCCGGAAAUUUGGUCAGUUGACCAAG
Messenger RNA from Cariama cristata (Red-legged seriema), 2800 nucleotides. Its product is annotated as GDNF-inducible zinc finger protein 1-like. Gene Ontology annotation, biological process: regulation of transcription by RNA polymerase II. The annotation marks the transcript as partial. The transcript has 8 exons. Gene Ontology annotation, molecular function: DNA-binding transcription factor activity, RNA polymerase II-specific; RNA polymerase II cis-regulatory region sequence-specific DNA binding; protein binding. The record is from RefSeq and is a predicted model, not a curated record. Lineage: Eukaryota; Metazoa; Chordata; Aves; Cariamiformes; Cariamidae.